This is a messenger RNA of Trichomycterus rosablanca, 524 nucleotides long. RefSeq names its product urotensin 2, beta (gene uts2b). The record is from RefSeq and is a predicted model, not a curated record. Gene Ontology annotation, cellular component: extracellular region. The transcript has 4 exons. Gene Ontology annotation, molecular function: hormone activity. Bases 1 to 384 code for a protein of 127 amino acids. Gene Ontology annotation, biological process: blood vessel diameter maintenance; regulation of blood pressure. NCBI's taxonomy places the organism in Eukaryota, Metazoa, Chordata, Actinopteri, Siluriformes, Trichomycteridae.
AUGUUUGGUAAAAUGCUUCUGUCUUGUGCUCUGCUCCUUACAGCUCUGGAGCCUCUUCUGGCUCACCCACUAACACAUUCAGCUGGCAUGUCCUACCCUGGGCCAGUAUCUGAGGAGGAGCAGUUGAUGAGUCCAGGGGAACGGACCUAUUCUGAACAGGCUCAUCUGUCUGAGGGAAUGGAAGGACUUGCUUACCCCUCUCUCUUUACAGGAGACGUCAACAGAGAAGGUCUCAGAAGUGGUGACUUUGUUCCCAGCCAACUGGUAAAAGAGGUCCUGCUGGAAAAGCCAUUUUUGAACCAGCUCAGUCGUUUCCUGGGCGGCAGGAAGCAGUACCGCAAGAGAGCAGGCAACACAGAGUGCUUCUGGAAGUACUGUGUCUGAAAACAAGAAACCACCACCCACACCUCUAACCCAAACCCACAGAUACCCAACACGUACAUAAAUACUGCACAGGCACAGCCUUGUUAUCAUUAAAGCUUUGCAAAAACUAAAUUGCCACCACUUGACUUACAAAGACUUGA